AUGAGUGUACCUCCGGUGAUCCGGGCUCCAAGCCCCCUGGCUAGCUCCAGCUCCGGCCCCGGCUUUGUCUCCUUCCACAUUCAGAUCGGCCUGAGCCGCGAACCGGUGCUGCUGGACUCCGGAGACUUCAGCCUGGCGCAGGUUCGCGAGAUGGCAUGUUCCAUCGUCGAUCAGAAGUUUCCAGAGUGUGGGUUCUAUGGGAUUUAUGACAAGAUCCUCCUUUUCCGACAUGACCCAACUUCUGACAACAUCUUGCAGCUGGUUAAGAGUGCAUCCGACAUCAUGGAGGGAGACCUGGUGGAGGUAGUGCUUUCAGCUUCAGCUACAGUUGAGGAUUUCCAGAUCAGACCUCACUCUCUGUUUGUUCACUCGUACCGUGCUCCAGCGUUCUGUGACCACUGUGGAGAGAUGCUGUGGGGUCUGGUUAGGCAGGGACUGAAGUGUGAAGGUUGUGGACUAAACUACCACAAGCGCUGUGCUUUUAAGAUCCCAAACAACUGCAGUGGUAUUCGGAAACGACGACUGUCAAAUGUGUCCCUGACCAACACUCGAUCUGUAUCAGCUGAAGCUUCAUUAAGCCCCUCUGAUGAAGCUUUACUGUCACCUGUCAGUCCCAGCAUGGAGCAGAAGGACAUGUUCCCAGGAAGAGGGCGCUCCAACUCACAGUCGUAUAUUGGACGCCCCAUCGAACUCGACAAGAUCCUGCUGUCUAAAGUCAAGGUGCCACACACGUUCGUCAUUCACUCCUACACUCGCCCCACCGUCUGCCAGCACUGCAAGAAGCUGCUCAAAGGCCUGUUCCGCCAGGGCCUGCAGUGCAAAGAUUGCAAAUUCAACUGCCACAAACGAUGUGCACCCAAAGUGCCAAACAACUGCCUUGGAGAGGUGUCAAGGAACGGAGACCUGUUGAGUCCAGGAGCUGAAUCUGACCUGGUAAUGAUUGAAGGGUGUGAUGACCAUGACAGUGAGAGGAACAGCCCUCUGAUAGAUGACAUGGAGGAAGCACUUGCUGCUGACUCUUCAGCUCUUCUAGAUGUGGGCCAUGGUGAUCUCGGAGACUUUCAUGAUCCAGAUCCGGAUGAGUCCAACAGAAUUAUUAGCCCCUGCACUAGCAACAAUAUUCCUCUUAUGCGAGUGGUCCAGUCAGUCAAGCACAUCAAGAGGAAAAACAGCAAUGUGAUGAAGGAAGGGUGGCUUGUGCACUACACCAGCAAGGACACACUGCGUAAGAGGCAUUAUUGGCGUCUGGACAGCAAGUGCAUUACUCUUUUCCAAAAUGAUACUGGCAGCAAAUACUAUAAGGAAAUCCCUUUAUCUGAAAUCCUGUCUUUAGAACCCGCUAAAAACUUUAGCCUGCUACCUGAAGUUGCCAACCCACACUGCUUCGAGAUCGCCACUGCCAGUCUGGUGUACUAUGUAGGGGAAAACCUCUCUUUGGAGGAGUGCUCACUGAGCCUUGGGAGUGUGCUAAUCAGCGGAACUGGGCAGGACGUGGCCCACAUGUGGCAGACGGCCAUCCAGCAUGCCCUCAUGCCCGUUAUCUCCAAGGGCAUGAUGCACGGCAACCGGCACAGCCAUCACAAAGAUGUCUCCAUCAGCAUCUCUGUGUCCAACUGCCAAAUUCAGGAAAAUGUGGACAUUAGCACACUGUAUCAGAUAUUUCCUGAUGAAGUGCUUGGAUCUGGGCAAUUUGGGAUUGUAUAUGGCGGAAAACACAGAAAAACAGGCAGAGAUGUGGCGAUCAAAAUCAUAGACAAACUGCGCUUUCCUACUAAACAGGAGAGCCAACUGCGCAAUGAAGUCGCCAUUCUGCAGAACCUUCACCACCCAGGAGUUGUGAACUUGGAGUGCAUGUUCGAGACGCCAGAGCGAGUAUUUGUCGUCAUGGAGAAGCUCCAUGGUGACAUGCUGGAAAUGAUACUAUCUAGUGAGAAGGGGAGGCUGCCAGAACGCAUCACCAAGUUCCUCGUCUCACAAAUCCUUGUUGCACUACGCCAUCUUCAUUUCAAUAACAUUGUACACUGUGACCUAAAACCUGAGAAUGUCUUGUUGGCAUCUGCUGACUCAUUUCCACAAGUUAAGCUGUGCGAUUUUGGCUUCGCCCGGAUCAUUGGGGAAAAGUCGUUCAGGCGCUCAGUGGUGGGCACGCCGGCCUACCUGGCACCCGAGGUACUGAGAAACAAGGGCUAUAACCGUUCCCUAGACAUGUGGAGCGUGGGUGUCAUCAUCUACGUCAGCCUCAGUGGCACGUUUCCAUUUAACGAGGACGAGGACAUCCACGACCAGAUCCAGAACGCUGCCUUCAUGUACCCACCCAACCCGUGGAAGAAGGUGACACCAGAAGCAAUUGACCUCAUUAAUAACCUGCUGCAAGUCAAAAUGAGGAAGCGCUACAGCGUGGACAAGUCCCUCAGUCAUCCCUGGCUACAGGACUACCAGAUGUGGCUGGACCUGCGUAAUCUGGAGUGUAAGAUGCAGGAGCGAUACAUUACACAUGAGAGCGAUGACUCGCGCUGGGAGCAUUUUGCUGAGCAGAACGGCCUGCAUUACCCCGUUCAUCUCAUCAACCCUCAUGCAGAUGUUACUGAGGAGGCAGAGACAGAAGAGGCUAUAAUGAGCGCGCUCAGUGAUCGAGUCAGUGUACUGUAAACUGCUGUCUGUCCCUUUAAGAGCACCACACAACUAAAUCACACAGACAGAAUAACACAAACACCAGCAGAUUUAUUCUCCGCUAACGUCCUUAAACUAUUUUAUUUCACUAGAGUCAAUUUUAUCAAACAGUCAGUGCCUAAAGAGUGUAACUACAUUGUGGUAAAAUCACAACCAUUUACCUGCACAUUUCAUUUAAACUCAGAACACUAAACAAAGCACAGGGAGCACUGCCUAAC
Molecule: messenger RNA, 2888 nt
Organism: Trichomycterus rosablanca
Lineage: Eukaryota; Metazoa; Chordata; Actinopteri; Siluriformes; Trichomycteridae
Gene: prkd1
Product: protein kinase D1
Exons: 19
Coding region: 1-2649 (882 amino acids)
Biological process (GO): protein phosphorylation
Molecular function (GO): ATP binding; protein serine/threonine kinase activity
Source: RefSeq, a predicted model, not a curated record